GAGGCCAAAUCGCUCUCCUUAGUCUCCACAGGGACCGUCGAAGACUCGCCAGACCGGGGGAACAGAUCCCUUCACUAGAAUCAUGACCACGAUAAGCAGUUUCUUCGAGACCCUCAGAUGUAUAGUUUUGUUAAUCUAUUACUAUAUUGAGGCCUUCAUUAUGAAAUUUUGUCAUGCGCCUAAGAAUGUUGCUGGAGAAAUAGUGCUUAUUACGGGAUCGGCACAUGGAAUUGGAAAACAGAUGGCUUUAAAUUUUGCCAGUCUUGGUGCCAUUCUGGUCCUCUGGGAUAUUGAUGAAGAAGGUAACAAGGAGACGGCUGCACUUGCCAAAAGAAAUGGAGCUUUAGCUGUUUAUACCUACAAGUGUGACUGCGGCAAACGGGAAGAAGUUUAUGCAGUGGCAGAUCAGGUUAAAAAAGACGUUGGAGAUGUUAAUAUUCUAAUCAACAAUGCUGGUAUUUGGGCUGGAAAGAAUUUCCUUGAUAUUCCAGACUAUAAAAUGGAUGAAACUUUAGAUGUGAACUUCAAGGCACAUUUCUGGACUUGCAAAGCCUUCCUACCAUCCAUGAUUGCCUGCAACCAUGGACAUUUGGUUAGUAUUGCGAGUCAAGCAGGAAUGUGUGGGGGCAAUAAACUCUCAGAGUAUGCGGCAAGCAAGGCUGCAGCAAUUGAAUUUUUAGAGUCAGUUGCUUUUGAAUUGCAGGCUGCAGGAAAGAAUGGCAUUAAAACUACUAUCGUCUGUCCAUAUUAUGUGCAUACAGGUCUUACUGUUGGUGUAAAAACGACACGGCCCUGUCUUCUUCCAAUCUUGGAUGUAGAGUAUGUUGGCAGAACAAUUGUGGAUGGUAUUCGGAAGGACAAGUUUUAUUUGUUUCCAUUGCCAAUUACAACCUUUUCUGUUCUAAAAGUGUAA
This is a messenger RNA of Gekko japonicus, 913 nucleotides long. Its product is annotated as epidermal retinol dehydrogenase 2-like. The transcript has 6 exons. The coding region runs from base 83 to 913 and encodes 276 amino acids. Gene Ontology annotation, cellular component: lipid droplet. Gene Ontology annotation, molecular function: oxidoreductase activity, acting on the CH-OH group of donors, NAD or NADP as acceptor. The record is from RefSeq and is a predicted model, not a curated record. Lineage: Eukaryota; Metazoa; Chordata; Lepidosauria; Squamata; Gekkonidae.